AUGCACACACCCACGCCUGCCCGCCUACCUGAUCCUCUCGCGACAGUGAUACUAGACAGUUGGUUAAACAAAGAUGCACCGCAGUCUCCGGGUGGCUCUCUCCACCAAUGGUCCUCACUCAUUGGCAUCAUCACCGCCAUCGUGGGCAAUCUUCUGAUCUCCUUUGCGCUGAACACCCAGAGAUAUGCCCACAUCCUAAUAGACCGCGAGUACUCUCAAUCCCGCAAGUCCUCGACGAACGGCCACCCUCCCCUGAUGCGUAAUGGUGGUUACGGCACAUCCCACCAGGAAGAGAUAGCAGAGGACAGGAGAAAGAAGAACUUGGAGAUAUCCGGGUUCCAGAAGAUUGUCGACGAAGAGACAGGCGAUCUACUACAUCAACCUUCAGACGGGUCUCUCCGACCAGCUUUCGAGUCAAAAAAGCAGGUCGACAGCCAAGAGAAAGAUGCAGAUGAUGACUCUGGAAGGGUUUCAUAUCUGAAAUCGCCGUAUUGGUGGUUAGGCCUGGUCUUGAUGAUUGUCGGCGAAGCAGGCAACUUUCUGGCUUAUGGAUUCGCACCUGCCUCGAUCGUCAGCCCGUUGGGCGUGGUUGCGCUCAUCUCCAACUGUUUAAUUGCCCCUCUAAUGCUGAAAGAACGAUUCCGUAGGCGGGAUCUAUGUGGCGUCCUGAUUGCAAUCGCCGGAGCUGUCGUCGUCGUCUUGUCCGCCAAGAACACCGAGACGAAGUUUGGGCCCGGAGAAUUAUGGAAGACCAUCAAGAGAUGGGAGUUCCUACUCUACGUGAUCAUCACAGCUGUCUUUAUCGUGGGCUUGAUGUACGUCGAGCCACGAUACGGUCGUAAAACCAUCCUUGUCGACCUUGGCCUCGUCGCUCUGUUUGGCGCUUACACGGCUCUCUCCACAAAAGGAGUAUCAUCCCUCCUCUCCGCAUCUCUAUACAAGGCCUUCACCUUUUCCAUUUUCUACUUUUUGGUCCUGAUCCUCGUCGGAUCGGCGCUCAUGCAGAUUCGAUAUCUGAAUCGAGCCUUGCAGAAUUACGACUCCACCCAGGUUAUACCCACUCAGUUUGUACUAUUCACCCUUUCCGUCAUCAUUGGAUCGGCUGUACUGUACAGGGACUUUGAGCAUACCACAGCAGACCAGGCUGUCAAGUUCGUCAUAGGCUGCCUACUGACUUUCUUUGGAGUGUAUCUAAUCACAAGUCAGCGCCACGAGAUUGGCGAAGCCGAAGACGAAGGUGGAGGCGAGGUGGAGAGUAUCCGUCUUCUGGACGAGGAAGCACACGAUAUCGACGAGCGGACGCCGUUGACGCGGGACCCUGCCCAGCUCGCAGCUGCAGCAGUCGGCCAACAGCCCACAGUCUCCGACGGAGACGAAGAACAAGCCGGUCCUGUGACACCGCGACGACAAUCGGUGGUAUCGUCCGAUGUGCCGUCAAUCUCAGUAACGCCCGCCGAGCCAUCUGAAGACUUCAUCCGAAACCCUUGGAUCUCUUCCACUGAAGAAGUGGAUGCGCCACCACCUCGGACACCUCAACACAGCAAUCUUCAGUUUGAUGCCACGCCCUUCUUUACCCCCGCAACGUCAAAUACUCUUCAACGCGCAUCGUCGUCACCUGCUGACCCGCAGACACCCACGAAGUUACCUGUGUCUCCUCGUCCAGCCUCGCCCGGUCGCUCUGCACAUCCAAUACCAGACGAUCCGUCGCCUUCUCCCAGCUUUCUUCCUCGCUCCGCUCGCGGCAGCAUUUCUCGUCUCAUUCCGAUUCCUGGUCCUUUGCUGGCACCUCUAUCCAACUCCCUCAGCGCUUUAGUCGCUGAUUCCAUCAUGAAGGGUGAAGGCGCACCUCGUUCUGUGCGGGCCGCGCUUCGCCGCACCCGCUCAGGAAGGCACUCCACGGACGACCGGCGACGGACCGUAGCUAUCACUGAAGAUGUCGACGGAGAUGAUCCACUCGCCGCCCUUCGCGGGAUCUGGGCGGAACGGAAUCGGAGUACGGAGAGCGCACAGGACCUGAGUAGGUCGCGGACGCACGAAACGAUAUCGGGAACGGUGCGUGAAGAUGACCAGGGAGACGUGGCGAAAGACAUGGGGAAGAGAAAGACGAGGUUAAGAGCCCUCAGUGAGACAUUGUCGGGAAUGAUGGGACAUGGCCGACGGACGCGAAGCCACGGAAAAGACCGAGAUGACGAUCAGGACGAUGCAGAUGAUCGGCACGGUGGUAGCAGGACGGAGGGUCCAUCCCAGCUCUGA
Messenger RNA from Cladophialophora carrionii CBS 160.54, 2253 nucleotides. RefSeq lists its product as uncharacterized. Gene Ontology annotation, cellular component: membrane. The transcript has a single exon. The coding region runs from base 1 to 2253 and encodes 750 amino acids. The record is from RefSeq and is a predicted model, not a curated record. Gene Ontology annotation, biological process: magnesium ion transport. Lineage: Eukaryota; Fungi; Ascomycota; Eurotiomycetes; Chaetothyriales; Herpotrichiellaceae. Gene Ontology annotation, molecular function: magnesium ion transmembrane transporter activity.